Xyrauchen texanus (razorback sucker) is the source of this 3388-nucleotide messenger RNA. RefSeq names its product extracellular matrix protein 2-like. The transcript has 11 exons. The coding region runs from base 216 to 2363 and encodes 715 amino acids. The record is from RefSeq and is a predicted model, not a curated record. Gene Ontology annotation, cellular component: extracellular matrix. Lineage: Eukaryota; Metazoa; Chordata; Actinopteri; Cypriniformes; Catostomidae. Gene Ontology annotation, molecular function: collagen V binding; heparin binding; protein binding. Gene Ontology annotation, biological process: positive regulation of cell-substrate adhesion; extracellular matrix organization.
CUGUAACUUUCAGACACAGAACUGGAGAAGUUUUGCCCGAGCGAGCCCUGACAAAACACUAGAGCAACUCCUGUCUGUUUUAGACAUUUAUCAGCGUUCUUGCGGAACACACACACACACACACAGUUCUUGCACUGUUGGCAAAUCCCAUAGCGCUUGGAAAAGAGCGGAAAUAUUUGGCCUCACAAAACCGCCUGAAAUCAGUGGUUUCAGCCAUGAGACUAAACCUCAUUCUGGUACUAUCACUCUGCGUUUGCCUGACCUUCAGUCUCAAAGAAGAUCAGAGACGUCCCUUAACACGAGGAAAAAGGCCAGGUGUCAGUCCGAAACAAGCAAGGAAACAGACUUCUAACGUCUUGCAGCAGAGUAAAACACCAGAGGGGAAUGGACAGGAUGGAUCCAUUUUAAUUGACUCUUACAAGAACACCAAGGAGCCAAAGCCAAACUACGAUAUGACUCCAGGGAAGACUGAGCACUGUGUGUUUCAGGGCAUCACCAUGUUUGAUAAAACUAUGUGGUCACCAAAGCCUUGUGUGACCUGCCAGUGCUGCAGUGGUGAGGUGGUGUGUGACCAAAUCAAGUGUCCUGUGGUACGGUGCCAACUCAAAUUUCAACCAGUCAUAGAGUGCUGCCCAAUUUGCAUAGACCCAGUCAUCGAUGUCCCUGAGACUUCUGGAGACUCUCCUGUUCCCAACGAUCCUGCUGAGCUUGAUACGGAAACAUCUCGAAGCCAGACAGACAGGAAAGAAAGACAGAAAAAAGACGAGGAGGAACGGAUUCACAAAAAAGACGAUGAACGCAAAUGGAGAAAGAAGCAAAAGAAAAAGGAAGCCGAGAGACAGAGGAAGUUAAAAGAGGAGGAACAAAGGAGGCUACGAGAAGAAGAAGAAGAGAGAACAGCGGCAGAGGAGAGAAGAAGAAGGAUGGAAGAACAGCAGAGGGUCGAGCAGGAGAGGGCUCGCCGACUAGAGAUGGAGCAGAGAGAGAUGCUGAGAGCUCUGGAGGAAGAGUCUGAACAUGCCCAGGAAAAAGGGGAAGGGCUCCGAGGAGAUGAAGCCACUGAAGAGGAAGAAGCUGUCUGGUUGAGGGGAGACGUUUUCCAAAUGCCACCCUUGCUGCCCAUGGCAGCCCCAGGUCGUCCUCCUCUCCCACCUCUCCAGAAACCAAGUGAACCAGGCAAGGAGGAACAUGAGAUGGUUACCACCUUGCUACCUCCAGGUUGUUCGAUAUCUGAUGUCAUCGUCACCUGUGAGAAUGCAAAACUGACGGGUAUACCUCCGCUGUCCAUCCCCGAGCUCAAAUCACUUGGCCUACAGGGCAAUGAAAUCAAAACAAUUCCUGCUGGAGCAUUCAAUGGUAUUCCCAACCUGGAGAGGAUAGACUUUGGGAAAAACCAAAUCUCAUCAUCAGGAAUCGAUCCACAAGCAUUUAAAGGUCUUAAAUUCCUGUCUCGCUUGUACAUGGAUGGAAACCUUCUGGAACAAAUUCCCUCUGAGCUUCCAUCAACACUCCAGGAACUGAAGAUAAAUGAGAACAAUCUAAAGGAAAUCGAGGAAAACAGCUUUGAAGGUCUUGGCAGUCUGGUUACCUUGGAAAUGGAGGGAAACUUGCUCAGUGAAGGUAAUGUGAAUCCACAGGCCUUUAAACCUCUGAAAGAACUGACUUAUCUUCGACUGAGCAGGAACUAUUUCCGUACCAUUCCUCAGGGACUACCUGCAUCUUUACAGGAGUUGUACCUGGAAAAUAAUCUAAUUGAAGAAAUCUCUGGAACGGCAUUUAAUGACACAACAAACAUCAACGUUGUUGUACUACGACAUAACAAAAUAGAUGAGUCAAGGAUUGCGCCGUUAGCCUGGAUCAAUCAAAGGAACCUGGAAUCUAUAGAUCUUUCACACAACAACUUCUAUCUGGUUCCAUCCUUCCUCCCGAAGUCACUAGUUCACCUGGUGUUGUCCGGGAAUCAGAUUGAACGCGUUCCAGGAUACGUGUUUGCACACAUGGAGCCUGGCCUUGAGUACCUCUACCUCUCUUACAACAAACUGGACGGUGAAGGCAUUGAGCCGGAGUCCUUUUUUGGCACCUUCAACACUAUGACAGAACUCUGUCUGGACCAUAACCAGCUCACGGCUGUUCCCAUGGGAGUUAAUGAGAUGACAACUUUACGCUUCCUCCGACUUAACAACAACAAAUUAAGGCAUAUAAACGAAGACGCCAUCUGUGACCCCUUGAAUGACGAUGACUCCCAUCUAGCCCUCCUUCGCCUAGAGAACAAUUUCAUUGAUGAACGGAAAAUACCACCGGCGGCUUUCUCCUGUGUCCGUUCCUUCUCUAGUGUCGUUUUAAAGCCCCAGGGGAUUAAGUAACCAUCCAGCGAUCUACAAAUCUUGUGCCGAUAGCAAAGCACUGAACACUGUAAAUACAACACCAAUAGCAUUCCUGUGAAAUGCGCAGUAAUCAAGGAAAUAUAAGUGAAAUAAGCAACCAUUUUGUUUCAUCCCAAAAAAUUGCUACCAGAGACACAAUUCUUUAGUUAAACUCUGUUUGGCAUGUUUAUGAUCUCCAGCUUGUUUUCAUGGCUUUUAUAGUGUAUAAGAGUCUUCAGUGUAUAAGAUUGUACAUGACAACUGCCUGGAGGAUCGUGGAAGCAUGCAGUCAUUGUUAGCACCUGCCUAUGUGUGUUUUUGUAGGGGUCUUAAGGGGAUGAUGCAUUGAUCAACUGUACAUUAAUUCAAGAAAAACGUUACUAUAUCAUUGUAAUCUAUGUUCAUUUCCAUUCUAUUUCCUUUGUCACAGUAUUACGUUUGAGAUGUCUAUCAAAGUGAAGUUACUGAAACACAGGAUACAUGUUUUGCAGCUUUUCUGAAAUAUGUUUAUAAAUGAAAACAGCAAAAGCUCACCGGUUUCAUCAUGCAUAUUUCAACUAAGAUAGGACCACUAAGGACAUGUUACUACUGAGAGAAAACACUAACUAACUGCAUAAUUGAUAUUUACACUGUCCAGAAAUGUUCUGUUUUGUUUUUAUUAAAAAGCUAUUUGAGUGCAUGUCAAUUAGUGAAGAAAUCAAUAUAGCUUCUAGGAGAAGUUAACUCAAAAAUUACAAUUGCGUUUUUAAAGAAUUAAACAUUUACUAGGCAAGUGCAUAGACUCAGUCAUCAUUCUCUUUUAUUGUAUGGACAAAUAACACAAUUAAAGUGAAUGAUGACUGAGGUUGUCAUUCUGCCAAAUAUUUCCAUUUGUGCUCCAUAUGGGUUUGAAACGACAUGAGGGUUAUUUUCAUUUUUAGGUGAACUAUCCCUUUCACUAGAAUACUAUUCUCCUACUCGCACUAUUUUCUAUUUUAGUCUAUCCAAAUAUGUGGGUAAAAUGAGGCAAUUGAAUGCUUACUAUA